Messenger RNA from Kickxella alabastrina, 299 nucleotides. RefSeq lists its product as uncharacterized. The annotation marks the transcript as partial. The record is from RefSeq and is a predicted model, not a curated record. NCBI's taxonomy places the organism in Eukaryota, Fungi, Kickxellomycota, Kickxellomycetes, Kickxellales, Kickxellaceae. The transcript has 3 exons.
CUUUCAUAUUUUCUCUUCUGUAUCACAAAUGUUGGAAAUAAUACCCAAAAUCUACUUGUUAUUUAUUAUUUUGCUCAGUCCAAACAUUGUAAUUCCCGGCGGUAUGCAAGCCAAGAUGCCGCCAUCAACAACUCCAUCAUUCUUUGGCGAAACAAGAAAAAUAAAUUGUAACUGCUUUUCCAUCCCGGGUUUCAACAAAAAAAGAAAAAAAGAAAAUGUUUUGUCAGUUUUUUUUGCUGUUUGGCGCGGGCCUACUAUGGUUUUCUAUAUUGCGCUUUCGAAUGUGUGGCGACCUGAAC